This is a messenger RNA of Saprolegnia diclina VS20, 2541 nucleotides long. RefSeq lists its product as hypothetical. The coding region runs from base 1 to 2541 and encodes 846 amino acids. The record is from RefSeq and is a predicted model, not a curated record. NCBI's taxonomy places the organism in Eukaryota, Oomycota, Saprolegniomycetes, Saprolegniales, Saprolegniaceae. The transcript has 3 exons.
AUGAAGCAUCAAGUGCUGCAGACGGCGACCAAGAUCAAGCUGCGCGAGCUCAACGCCCACGAGCAGCGUCUGCGGUCGCACUACGCGGCGCUGCUGGCAGCGGCGAACCACGCCGAGGCGCCGAUGCGCGUUCAGCUUGAGACGCUCUACGCUGGUGUCAAGGACUUGCAGGUCGUGCAGACGCCGUUGCAUCCGGGACUGGAUCACAUGGGCGCGCUCGCCGACUUUGCCAAGAGUGAUGUCUGGACCACGGCGCAGGCGGUGGCCCAACACCGAUCGUCGCUGCUCAAGGAGAUCGACCAACGCCAGUCGCUCUGGCGACACAACAAGCUGCUCGGCGCGCUUUUGCACGAGUCGUUGGCCGAAGAGCUGGCGCCCGUCGAUGCCGAGUGGGAAGCCGUGGGUGACGCGACCAGCAGCGGUGUCGGCGAGCUCACGGUAGCCGAGACACAAGCGCAGCUCGAACAAUACUUCUUCGCACCAGCCCCCGGUGUGACCGAAGAGGCUGUCUUUGACUACCUCGAAUCGACCUGGGCCCGUGUCCGAGAUGCGCUGAGCUGCGUGCGUGCCGAGCUCAGCGAGUUCUCCGAGUCAUUCCGUUUGCGCGCCAAGGUCUCGAGCGACGACGUCGUCAAAGCGGCGACGCUCCUGCUGCGGGACGCGGCGACCUUGGCCGACGACGUGGCCGACUUUUUGCGCGACGUCCAAGGCAACACGACGACGCAGCAGGAGCUCGCCGACGUGCUUACGAUCGAGCUGAGCAACCUGACCGAGUUUAGCUGGCCUGCCGACGGCGUGCCCGUCCAGUUCAAGCGCGGCAUCAGCGGUCGGUACCGCUGCCACCUUCAGGAAGACGCUGUCUCGCUUCUGCUCUUCCAGCACGUGGGUAUGGUCUGGGGCACUACGAUUCGUGGGGAGAUGGCGACGCUGUUGCAAGCGCUCGAGCCGACUGCACGACCGGCCCGCGGAUCCGUCGAUGCCACGCGCAAGGAGCUGCGUGAUGUCUUUACGCUCGCCGCGCUCGACGCGACCAAUGGCGGCUACGACGAAGUGUCGGGUCAACGCAAGUCGGGUUUUGCCGGCGCGUCCAAGCUCGACCUCCUGCGCAUGCUGAGCGCCGAGGCGCAGUACCAGACGGCGUUCAGUCCCGAGGGCAAACCCAAGUCGCUGACGGCCGUCACGACCGACCUCGCGUUCUUUGGCCCAUCGGUCUCACACGCGACGGUGCUCGGCUGCCUCCGCUUCUUUGGCGUCGACGAGACAACGCGGUAUCUUUACCCGCGCGGUCUCUCGGUCGGGCGUGCGAUGACCAUGUUCCUCUCCGAGAUGCUUCUCUUCGUCAUGGACUUUAGCGUCCGGUCGACGACCGGUAUCCACCUCUUCCGGCGCCACGACGACAUCAUCUUCUUCGAUGCAGACGGUGACAAGGCCGCCAUGGCGUGGCGCUCGAUGGAGUCUUGGGCUGCCGUCGCCGGCCUUUCGUUUAACGUCGAAAAGAGCGGGUCGGUCGUGCUCUCGAGCGCGCUCACCGGUGUUCACGCCGCACCGGCGCCGAUGCCGUCGACACCAAUUCGCUGGGGGCUGCUCGAACUGCAGUCGGACGCGAACGUCCGCAUCCUCGACGACAAGGUCGACGCGUUCGCACUCGAGCUCCGGGACCGCCUCGCUGUUGCGCCGUCCGUCUUUCGCUGGAUCAACGUCUACAACAAGUACAUGGUCUUCUUUGUCCGCAACUUUGGCUCGGUCUCGCCCAUCUUUGGGUUGACGCACGCCGACGCGGUCGCCGAGACGCUGCGCCGCGUCCACCACAAGAUCUUUCCCAACGGCGAUGUGCUCGCAGCUCUCCGAGCUCGCAUUGCGCAGCGGCAUGCGGCGCUCUUGGGCGAGACGCUGCCAGCAGCGUGGGCCCAAUGGCCGCUCAAACUCGGCGGCCUCGGUCUCCACAACCCGUUCCUGGUCGUCUGGUCGCUGCGCCGCGCGCUGCUCGACCACCUUGCGUCAUAUCACACGCGCGCGCACGAGCCGUGGCCCAAGGAGCGCAGUCAGUGGCUGUGGCGCGCUGCCUUCUCCACGCAAGCUAUGCAGCUGCGCGAGCGCUACGACAUCUUUGAGGAGACUGUCGAGCUCGACGGUCUCGAAGCUGCCUUUGCGACGGUGGAUCUGUUGGACCUACAUCAAUUCACGACCUUGCCGGGUCACGAGACCAAGUUUGACGCCAAGUACCGCGUCCGGUCGCUGUCCGAGGUGCUGGAACGGGCGAGUGCGGAAGUUAUGAUGUGUCUCAAAAACGAGUACGCGGCCUGCCUCUCCCAGGUGACGGAGACGUCACCGGACAGCGGCGCGUGGUGGUCAACGUCGACAGGAAGCGCUGUCAGCGACCAGCUAUCGACGGCCAACAAGGAGCAGCCGUACUGGUACUGGCUCGCACAGCUCUACAGCGAUCAAUUUAGCGCCGAGUUUGGCACCGUCGCGUUCUUUAGCCGCGAGCUGCUGCCGUCCCAGCUCAUCGAGACCAUCGAGAAGACGGCUGUCUCGUGGUGA